AUCGAAAUGUAAGUGGGAUGCGAAGUGCGGGAUUGAAAUUUAUGAGUUUAUUUUGGGAGAGCGAGACACAGAGAGAGAUGGAAUCGGCGGGGCAGUGGCUGGAGAAGGCGUUGGUGGAGUUGUGUUCGAGGAUCGAAACAGGUUUGGGUUUAGGUUUGGACGAAGAGAUCAUAAAAGGGCUUGUUUCUUACUGCGACCUUGCUCAACCACGAGAUGCUAAAGAAUACCUGGACAAUAUUAUAGGUCAGGAAGCAGGGAAAUCUGUGAUUGAAGAAUACUUAAGAAGGAGAGGCCACUCAGAAUUCAGUACCAGCACGGAUGUUCCAACUACCAAAUUACAUGCCUAUGUCAAACCACCUUCAAUUGAGAUAUCUGCUAGUGGGUCUAAGAGAUCGUCGAGAACACAGAAAACAGCGACUGUUCGUGGUGACCAUGCAGAACCCAGCAAGAAUGCUGUUGGAAGUAAUCAGGGAAAUGUGAUUCCAACUACAGGUAGUGAACCAAAACCGCAAAAAGGAAAUCAAGUGAGUUCCAAAAAGAAGAAAGCCGGGAAAACUAUUUCACUUGCUGAGGCCGCAAAAGGGUCGAUUGUUUUCCAGCAAGGAAGACCGUGUUCUUGUCAAGCGCGUCGUCACCUGCUUGUCAGCAAUUGCUUGUCUUGUGGUAAAAUUGUUUGUGAGCAAGAAGGAGAGGGUCCUUGCAAAUUUUGUGGUGUGCUUGUGUUGAAAGAGGGAAGCUCAUAUGCUGGUCUGGAAGAAAGUUUGCCUCCUUUGUCGGAUGCUGAGGCUGCUGCUGAAGCUUAUGCAAAAAGGCUUGUUGAAUAUGACCGAAAUGCUGCAGCUCGUACAACUGUUAUUGAUGACCAAAGUGACUACUAUGAGCUUGAUGGGAAUACUUGGUUGUCCAAGGAGGAGAAAGAACUGUUGAAGAAGAAACAAGAGGAGAUGGAAGAAGCUGAACGAGCAAAGCGGAAUAAAGUUGUUGUGACUUUUGACCUAGUUGGCCGCAAGGUUCUUCUGAAUGAAGAUGAAGUUUCAGAAUUACAGUCCGACAAUAGAAUAAUGCGUGCACCAGAUGCAAGGGAAGUGAACCGCAUUAAACCAAACCCAACUCUUAAGAUUCAGCCAGUUUUUGUGGACCUGGGAUUCAGUAAGAAGUCUGCUAAUGAUAAGCAAGCAAACAAAGGUAGGCAAGCAAACAAAGGUCUAAGCAAGGGGUUGUGCUUGGAGAUUACGGGGAGGGUGCAGUAUGAUAACAAUGACUUGAAGUACCUUAAGGAAAGCCAAUUCACAACAGAUUCAAAUGAAAAAAUUUGGCAAGUAUCUUCAGGAAAUGGAGGGCUGCAUGUUGAAGAAGAUGGUGAAUGUUUACGGGAACAAUGAUAAUGAAUAUAGGGUUUUCACACUUUUUUGUCUAAGCCUUGAAAUCAUUGGUCUUGAUUAUCUUUUUGAGAGAAGGGAAGUAUUGGAAUUAAGAAUUUUUGGCAGCGUAUUUCAUUUUCUAAGGUGCUUGUGCAGAUAUAAUAUCAGUAUAUUAUCUAUUCCUAUAUAAAAUUUUAUGUGAUUUGUUUUGCUUGAAGGAAAAAAUAUACAAAUGAUGGCUUGAUGGUCUUCAGCUUUCAACCUUGAA
Cicer arietinum (chickpea) is the source of this 1629-nucleotide messenger RNA. RefSeq lists its product as uncharacterized. The record is from RefSeq and is a predicted model, not a curated record. Gene Ontology annotation, biological process: rescue of stalled cytosolic ribosome; positive regulation of DNA-templated transcription. Lineage: Eukaryota; Viridiplantae; Streptophyta; Magnoliopsida; Fabales; Fabaceae. Gene Ontology annotation, molecular function: zinc ion binding. Gene Ontology annotation, cellular component: nucleus; RQC-trigger complex.